GCUUGACCUUGACCUGUUGUUCUUGUUAUCACUCACUUAUCAGAUCUAAGUUCGAAGUCCAGGUUUCCGUAACGUGUGCCGUUCUACAACACUUGUUGAAUUUGUCUAAUCUCUUCAUCGGGUGUGGUGUACCCCCGUGACUUUUAUUUUUGCUUCAGUGGAAGAUCAUUCCUAUCAUCAGGCCUUUCCUUGAUUCUGCCUAAAUCGAUUAUGUUUAGCCUUGAUUUUAUUUUUUGCGAUUCGCUUGAACUAAACUAAGGCCUCCAGGAUCUUGUUGCUUAUCGCAGGCAUCUCUUCAAUAACAUUCUGAUUCUCCCCAAGUUUAUCAAAAAAGUGACUGUGGACCAAGAUAAGGAACUUGCGAGAAAUAUCCAGGGGAAACACGGCGUGAAACAGGACUGCAAGAAUCCUAAACAAAGUCCAUCGCUCAAUCAAGAGAUCUCUCCUAACCUAACCAACAACCAGCAAUCAAAGGGAUGACAGAUAAGAUACACGAUAAAUCAAGGCAAAUUUGAAACAAGGACUUAGAUUGGAUCCCGAUGAGAAUUGUUCAACUGAGACAUAGUAUCGAAAAGGAGUUGCAAGGAGUCAAAAAAAUUCACCAGAUUUCUCAACUCAACUAACAACUAGUGAAAGAGACAAAAAUUAAAAAGUAUGCGGAGUAAUUCAAGUGACAGAACCCUUUUUUUCUUGAACGCCAACAGAAUAAGAUUGGAAACUGGCGAAAAAUAUUCAGCUGAGAAGUAGUGUCGAAAAGGAAUUGCAAGGAACCCAUAAAAUUCAUUUUUCUCAACGCAACAGACAGCCAGCCAACGAACAGCUAAAGAGAUAAAUAUUAAGAAAGAUGUUUAGUAAUUUGAGGCAGAUUUGAAAGAAGGUAUGCUUUGUAUCCCUAUUUAUGAAAAACAGAAGGCACAUAAACUGUAUUAAGCCCUCCAAAUUUUUACACAAAGUAUAUUCCUAAUUAUUUAAACACCAAAAAUAACUGUUUCUGAAUAAGUUUCAUGAGCAGUCAUUUAUAUUGUGUCAAUUUUAUCUUUUACAGAGGAGAGGCUUCGAUUAUUUUCACGCAUCCAACAAUAUUUUCUGUUCAUUACAUAGCGAACAAGUAAAAAUAGUGAAAAAAAGAAAACUCCAUCAAGGGAUCUGCUUUUUAUUAUUGAAUCAUGGCAUAUAUUUCUCGAGAAAAUAUUCCACUCUAUUUGAGGGAGUAUUUGAGUAUUCAUAACCAGAAGGAUUCUAGUAUUUUGAUAAAGUGCCAAGAUGAAUCUGACGAUAGCCAAAACAUGAGCAAUGCCAUGAUGCACACUGACACCUUGCCUAAACGUCAUACAUGUUGGAUAAUUCUGGGUUCGCUGCCACUUCUUGUGCCAAUAGCAGUGUUUGCUCUGCCAGCCUACCGUGCUACUCAAGCCUGGCUUGAGGCUGGGCAGUGGUGGUGGCUGGCCAUCUACGGGACAGCAAGCCUGAUUUCGAUAGUCCUGUACGGUUAUGACAAGCUUGUGGCCGGAAGCAACAUGGGCCGAAUUCCUGAAAUCUGGCUACAUGGCCUAGCCUUAGCAGGAGGCUGGCCAGGAGCGCUGUUGGCCCAACAUCUGUUUCGCCACAAGAUCCGCAAAGUGCCUUUCCAGAUUGUUUUCUGGCCAAUCAUUGCGCUGCAUCAGGUGUUUUGGUGGUUUUGCACCCCUGAUGUACUGGUCUACUACCAGCACGAAAUCACUGUCGCUCUGUUAAAAACUUGGGAGGAUAUUUCACAACGACUGGCGCCUUAUUUGCAUGAGAUUUCCGCCACCCUUUCCAAAAUUUGGGAGAGAACUUCACAACUACUGGCGCCUUACUUGCAUGAGAUUUCUGCCACUCUUUCCAAAAUUUGGGAGAGUAUUUCACAACUACUAACGCCAUACCUGCAUAAGAUCUCUCUCACAUUGUCACAAAUCUGGCAGAGCACAUCUCAAUUUGUCUCUGAUCUCAUAACUAUGAAUAGGACCGAGGGAAAUUGAGUCUGAUGGAAACAUCAGUCCAUUUAAUUUAGACACGCUAUGAUGGCAAAAAUCAAAUUAUGGUAGAUCGAAGCAAAAGAUAGAGCUUUACAAGGAUUCUAUAUUUUUAUUUUUCAAUUUUUGGAGUUAUCAUUUUUUUCUAUAGGUACUUUUUUCUUUUUUAUCGAUCUACUUUUUUCUUUUUUAUCUUCUUCUUUUUUAAUUUGUGGUAGAUUUUAUUCUCAUAUAAUCACGCAACUUAAGAUACUCAUCAGUGAAAUUAGGUCUGUAAAUUUUCGUCCAUGUAAGCGUCAAUAGGGAUUUUGUCGGCAGUCUACUACAACGUAGCUGUAGUUCAGUCAUAGUUAUUAGAAGAGAAGCACAAAUACGUCUUCUAAAGACAUGGGGGAAGAACAAGAACAGGUAUUCGAAAAAUUGAGCAGCUGGAUUCCUGAUCUUAUAGUAAAUUAUAUUUUAUUCCUACCAUUAAUUAAUUUUUAGCAUAUUGUUUUGGAAACCAAAUUGUGGUUAAUGCAUGCCAUGGCAACCUCACAAUGUGCACAUUAUUUUCCUUUGUUUAGUGUGUAAGUUAAUGAGCCUCUGAGAUUAUAAUUUUUACACAGAUGCAUUUACAUCACAUAGAUACAUCUUAUGAUCUCUGAUACUCACUGUUAAACGCACACUGUGUCAACUUUUAGUGAAAGUCUCAUGAUGUAUUAAUUUUUAAAUCGCAGCGUCAAGUCAGCGUAUAUGCUUUGACGUAAGCACUCAGUAUUUUCAUUUUUCAUUCGCCAAUGUUUUUCUUAGUCAGCAAGAUAUAUUUACUCAGACAAUUGAUAAAAUCAUAUCGCUCCAAUCAAGACUUGCAUCACAAGUCCCGUAAUUUCUGUUCAGUUUUUAUUCUAAUCAUUAGAUCAAUAUACCUAGUUCUUUAUCUUUAGUAGAGACAUUCCAUAGUCCGUGCAAAUGGAAAGUAUACUUAUUUUUGAAAAUAUUUUUUUAUGACACAAGUGCAUCAAUAAAAUAGUUUUUCAUCAUUGAAGUGAGUUUCGAAAAGUAGUUUCAUUGCAACUAAAGUUCCCUCACCCUUUUAAAUGACCGACUGAGAAUGAACAAUGAGAGAUAAUAGGGAGACAUAAAUGAAACCAUCUCUUGCAGGACCUUAUCUGGAUGCAUUUUUGCUGAAAAAAACCUACGUGAAAAUGAGUUAAAUCAAAACGAUCUUUGUUUAGUAGAUUUACGUGUUUUAAAGUUCCUUUUUAUCUAGUGUGUUUACAGUUAUUUUUACCAUUAACACGCCCAUUUUUUAUUAUUGAGUCGGAAAGCCUCUUCUUAUAAAUCGAUGGUCUUCAAACAAACCUCCAUUCCAUUUUAUCAUUCUAUCAUUCC
Messenger RNA from Bemisia tabaci, 3368 nucleotides. RefSeq lists its product as uncharacterized. The record is from RefSeq and is a predicted model, not a curated record. Lineage: Eukaryota; Metazoa; Arthropoda; Insecta; Hemiptera; Aleyrodidae.